Molecule: messenger RNA, 2377 nt
Organism: Triplophysa dalaica
Lineage: Eukaryota; Metazoa; Chordata; Actinopteri; Cypriniformes; Nemacheilidae
Exons: 6
Coding region: 1118-1957 (279 amino acids)
Source: RefSeq, a predicted model, not a curated record
GAUUAAUCUUAAAAUAAUAUUUAAAAACAGGUUUUGCCAGUCUAGAGAGUGAAAGUUGACCAUAAAAGGAAAUACAAGAGGCUUAGUGUCUCUAAGGAAAUAGACAAGGUGUUUCGCACAGGCUGCAGAUCUGUUUGGUAAAUGGUUCAGACUCUAGAUUGACGCACACGAGACUGAAGACAAUACAUGAAGUCGAGAGAAAACCUAAAGUGAAGAAGCGAUCGAAGGUUUGGCUCAGUAAUUGAAGAAUGAGAUGAAAGACUAUGGAGAGACAAAUAUCUGAGAAUAAUGAUCUGCAAGACGAUGUUAAACUGGAGUCAAUGUUGAUGAAUCUGACUACAAAUGAAAGUGCAAAAACACAUUUACAUGUGCACCCAGACACGACCAGUCCAAAUGUUCUGGAGUUGGAAGAAGAAACAACUUGUGAAGAACAAAAUGAAUUGGAUAGCACAGUAAGGUCCGAUGUUGAUGAGGAAUCAACUAAAAAGUCAGAAGCAAAGGAAGUAAAUAAAGCUGAUGAAGGUUUCAAGGGUUUUCCAGAUGUGGUUCCUAAAUGGGAAAGAAGAAGAUUACCUCCUAGCCCUUUGUACAUUCAAACACAGAAGAAAGAUGAUAAAGCGCUUAGAACAGAGGAAACCACGGAGGAUGGAGGUGCUUUAUUGCACAAAAGUCAGAAGGAGGGUCUUUCUCAACUGUCAUCUGCAUCCACAUUUUACCUUCCAAAUUCUUUGGAUAGAGAUGAUGUCUCACAAACAGAGUUGAAAGAUGAAGCUUGUGGCAAUAGUUCAGUCCAUAAAUUAACUCGUCAAAGACAUGUACAUGUUACAAGCAGGUCAGGAAGGUCUGCUUCUGAUCCAGAAGGUCCGCGUCUCAUCCAAAAUCCCAAAGAACGUAGACCUAUCUCAGCUCCAAGUGUUUCAAACUUGAAUGAAUAUGAAGAGAAUCCAAUUGAAGGGUCAAUAAAAGACUCCGGUAACUUGAUCAAAGGAAGUUCCCCAACAGGACGAAAGGAUUCAUGCAAUGAAGAGAGCUUUGGAGAAGGGGAACAUGAUAUGUCCAAAAUUCAAAAUAAAGGAAUAAAAAUAAAUUCAAGGCUAUAACUCAGAAAGUGGUGGGAAUGCUCAAGGAAAAACCCAAUCGUGUGCGUAUAGGCAGCAAGAGCAGUCAAGACAAUGUGGAAGAAGAGGCACAGUCUUGGAAUUCUGUGGAAAUGGAGGAUGGAGAACCAUUGAGUCCACCACCACUGCCACCCAAAAUGGGAAGAUAUAUUCACUUAAAAAGAACGUUCACCUUAAAAGACUUUGAACUCAACCUUGAACCAAUCAACUUAAUGGAGGAAGUAUUUACUGGCGAGGAAUGGUUGCCUUAUUUGCCCAGCAAAACCAGUUCACCUCAGAAAGACGCUGGUAAACAAGCAAUGCCAGAUGAUGUUGUCCAUCCAGACAAAGAUACUGAGCUUCAUGUUCCUCAGAUGACAUCAGAGCAGAACCAAACAGAGGACGGAAAUGAAAAUCUUUCAGAUGUGAAACAAGACAUUAUUAAUGAAAAUGAUGAGACUAUAAGUGAGCUGGAUAAUGAAAGAAAAGACAACAGAAACUUGCUUGAAAGAGAAGUUGUGCCGAAUGCACGCAUUUUUGCUAUUCCUAAAGCUCUGCUAUCAAAUGCUGCGCAGAAACAAAGGCCACGAAGGAUAUCCAAUGAGAUAAAUACCUCUGAAAAUGUUUAUGAAUGUAUGGACACGUUCUUGAUCCCCAAAAAUGAUUUCCUAUUAAUGGAAAGGAGGUCAUUGGACGUUUAUCUGGACUUUUCAACAGUCAAGUCACUGGACUUAUUGGACAACUCUGCUCUUAAAAGUCGAAUUAAUUUAAGCAAAAAGAGACACCAUGGACCACCUAAAAAAUACAGAAAAGAAACGGCAAAAAUGAUGUACAGCAAGUUCUACGAGAUUCCCUCUUAGGUCCUGUAUGAUUAUACUGUCCUGAAAACCUCAUCUUUCGACAGCACGGCUAUUGUCAUGUGUUGUCCCCUGCAUUCAACUCAUUUCUUGCAUAUCUCUAGUGUCCUUCUGAAAACUUGUAUGUCCAUAUUUUGUGAUUUUUUGCCAUAAAUCAUUAUUUGACACCCUUUUUGUGUCACUGGGUUAUGUACUUAAAUAUCUAACCAAUAAAAACACUUAAAAGUGCUUGUCAACUUUAACAACACAGUAUGUAAAUUUAAAAAGUACAGUGUUUUUUCCAUUUCCUUUAAAACAGAACAUUCGGACAUCCGAUGUUUCAGAAGCAUGCAUUUUAAUGGCAUAUAGCUGCACAUGUUGUGGCGAAAUCGAUCUCACGAAGACCAGGAAGCCAAGUUUCAAGGGUUUCAAUCUUUAAUUUGU